AUGGCACAGACCCCUGCUCAACAGGUGCUAAUCUCACCUGCAGAUAGGUUUGGAUUGCUCGGUUUGUUGAACAUAAUAAGGAUGUCCUCUUCUGAUAUGGGCAUGUUGGCAUUGGGAUCUGAUUUGACUAAUCUUGGACUCGAUUUGAGCUCUCCGACUAUGCUCAAUUCAACAUUCGUGUCACCAUUCUCAGAUAACAACGCCAGGGAUGCAGCAACCCUAGAACCCGAAUUUACGUUACCAGCUUGCUAUAACGUACAGCCACCACCACCAGCGUUCACAAAGGUUGCAGAAUUCCACGACGAGACCCUCUUUUACAUUUUCUACACCCACACAAAAGAUGUCAUGCAACAGGUCGCAGCAAUUGAAUUGUUCAACAGAAAUUGGAGAUAUCACAAGGAUUUAGGACUCUGGUUGACGAAAGAAACGGGAUCUGAACCAGUGCAAAAGACACCAAUGCUUGAACGAGGUAGCUAUAUAUUCUUCGACCCUAAGAGUUGGGAGAAGAUAAAGCGCGAAUUUGUUUUGGUGUACGAUCAGUUGGAAGAAAGACCAGCGGGUGGAAAACUGAGUAAUCUGACGAAUGAGACAGGAUCAGGGGGUAGUGUAGCAGCAAGUACGGUGCAAGCGCCAACGAUAGCAGCAAACUAA
Molecule: messenger RNA, 651 nt
Organism: Wallemia mellicola CBS 633.66
Lineage: Eukaryota; Fungi; Basidiomycota; Wallemiomycetes; Wallemiales; Wallemiaceae
Exons: 3
Coding region: 1-651 (216 amino acids)
Biological process (GO): regulation of DNA-templated transcription; nuclear-transcribed mRNA poly(A) tail shortening
Cellular component (GO): P-body; CCR4-NOT core complex
Source: RefSeq, a predicted model, not a curated record